Molecule: messenger RNA, 1908 nt
Organism: Darwinula stevensoni
Lineage: Eukaryota; Metazoa; Arthropoda; Ostracoda; Podocopida; Darwinulidae
Source: the annotation of a GenBank genome assembly
AUGAGCGAACAGACUUUUGACGCUGCCCUGCUCCGCCCUCGCAAGAACCUCUUCGUGAAAGCGGCUUAUUCUCGAACGGAUGCUGAACGCAUCGAGUUCCACAGGAAGUACAUCCACAUGCCUCCUUCACCCAAGAGGAAAAUCCCAAAGAAUGACUGCAACGGGCUGGGGAACAUCUGGAAGUUCCCAUACCUCUGCUACAAGUAUGGUGGAGGUGCAUUCCUCCUUCCCUACACCUUCAUGCUCUUCCUCGUCGGGAUCCCCAUGUUCCUCAUCGAAUUGACCAUCGGCCAAUUCUCGGCCCUCACUCCGAUCAAGUGCUUUUCGAACAUGAUACCUCUGUUUGCUGGUAAGACUGUGGGAAGCCAUCACAUCGAAAGAAUCGGGAUCACCUCUUUCCUGGAUUCGAUGAAGGUCAUCGUCGCCUACAACAUGAUCAUCGCCUGGUCCUUGUAUUACUUCGGGGUGUCCUUCCAAUCGGAUCUCCCUUGGACUCACUGCGGUCAAGACCACAACACCCACACCAAUGCAAUCGGGAAACGAGUCCAUGCUCACUGUCCCUUAGCAUCGGAGGAGUACAUGAAGCACGGAGUUCUAGGAAUCACAUCUGGUCUGGAAGAAUUGGGGACUCUUCAAUGGCGACUGGUCCUGUCCUAUUUCGCGGCUUGGGCCUUGAUCUUCAUAAGUCUUUGCAAGGGAAUACGGAGCUCAGGCAAGGCAAGUGCAUUCCAUCGAGGUUAUUCCCCACCCUGUGUCUCCAUUGAUUCAAAUGCUAUUUUCCCUCGUAUGACCCCGGAUGAACACCUGAUAGCUGCUUUUACUCGAUACGAGAGGAGCAUUCGAGAAUGCCGAGUUCGUGUGGGAACAGUCGAGAUACAUUGCACUUGUGUCUCUGGAAUCCUGCAGGUGGUGUAUUUCACGGCCACCUUCCCUUACGUCCUCAUGGUGGCUCUUCUCGUCCGGGGAGUGACCUUGCCCGGCGCCAUGGACGGAAUCCGCUUCUACAUGGUCCCCCAAUGGGAUAAAGUCAUGAACAUCAAGGUUUGGGAGCAAGCCCUGGCUCAAAUUCUGGGGAGCUUGAGUCUGGGCGGAGGCGGUCUCGUCACUUUGGCCUCGUACAAUCGGUUCAGGUACAACCUCAUCAGGGACACAUGGGUAGUGGGGUUGGGGAAUAGCUUAACGAGUAUUUUUGGAGGCUUCGCCAUUUUUUCCACUCUCGGCUUCAUGGCGCAUCAGUUGGAAGUCCCCGUCGAUCAGCCGGAUGAACGGAGAGAGGAUGCCUCGCCUCAGGUUGCACGAGGCGGGACGAGCCUGGCUUUCAUCGCGUAUCCCGAACUCAUCGCCCAACUUCCCUUGCCUAAUAUCUGGGCUGUUCUCUUUUUCUUCAUGCUCAUCACUCUGGGCUUGGACUCCGGAUUUGGCAUGGUCGAAAAUAUUUCCAGUCAUUUCAUGGGUGGAACGUUCAUCAUGAAUUUCUUGGACUAUUAUGCCGAUGCUCCAAAGAAAAUUUUCUUGGAAGCCAUGAUUCUCAUCUCCGUCAUGCACUUUUACGGCAUUGAAAACUUCUUACUCUCCUUGGGGGAGAUGACUGGAUUCAAACCCGGUUCAAAGGUGAAAGGUCAUCUAAUCACACUGUACAACACCGUCACUCCUCUGGUUUUGCUGGUGAUAUUCGUCUGGUCCUGCAGUUACGUUAGUCCGCUGACAAUAGGAGGCUACGAAUACCCAGCCUUUGCCCGCAUACUCGGCUGGUUCACUGCCCUUCUCACCUUGUCUGCCAUUCCUUUCGCUGCUCUCUACCAGACCUUCUGGGCGUACCGCCAUGUGCCGUGGAACCAGAUUUCAGGCAGCCUCACUCAUAAGGAGCCUUCAUGCAGGGACACCCGACAUCCCAAGGAAGUGCCAUAG